AGCGAGCCCUGUACUGUGUUACUUUUUCGGUUAUUAAGGGGCUGCUGACUGCUUUCCGGAUUUCCCAAGUUCAGACUGCACUGACCGAUUGCAGAGUUCACACACGUCAUAUCACCACCAAAUAGGAAUAUAUAUUUCUUUAAAUAGAACAAUGGCUACAAUGGAUGAUUUCUUCCAUAAGGUGCAGCGGAAACAUCCCACCAUUCUGGACGACUUGCGAGCAGUUUUCAAAAACUCGCAGAGCGAUUCACCACAGCGUUCAAUAACUCUGUCCCAAAUACGUGCUGCCUACACUCAACGAACUGGCCAGGACUUUCCCAUAAAGGGUGGCACGCGAACCCAAAUGUGUUUCGUCCUGACAAUCCCUUAUGUUGCCUGUUUCACCAGUCAAAUUGGCACAUUGCGAUUUUUCACCAUUGACGUGAAACAGGAAUAAGGGUAAAUUAAAAACAAAGUCUAGUCACUCCGUGCAAUUUCUGUGUACUCAUACGAUGUAUAGCAAUAUUAAAAUAUACUUAAAGUUCUAAGAAUAUAAAUUAACAAUAAUGAAAUAAAUGAA
Molecule: messenger RNA, 559 nt
Organism: Drosophila santomea
Lineage: Eukaryota; Metazoa; Arthropoda; Insecta; Diptera; Drosophilidae
Exons: 2
Coding region: 152-436 (94 amino acids)
Source: RefSeq, a predicted model, not a curated record